Stegostoma tigrinum is the source of this 4064-nucleotide messenger RNA. RefSeq lists its product as uncharacterized. The record is from RefSeq and is a predicted model, not a curated record. The transcript is spliced from 8 exons. Bases 559 to 2391 code for a protein of 610 amino acids. Lineage: Eukaryota; Metazoa; Chordata; Chondrichthyes; Orectolobiformes; Stegostomatidae.
GAUAGAAACGAAGUGAGACAGCAGGGGAUUGAUACAGUGAGUUACUGAGAUAAAUGUCUAAUAACUAAAAUAGAAUGUAGAAAGACAUAGAGUUACAAAACAAACACAGAAAAGUACAAAUGAGUGAGGAAGUCACAAACAGACAUAUUUCCAGGCAGUUGUUUUGAAACUGAUCCGCAUAAGUGCAGGGAGAUGAACACACAGAAAGAAGCAGUCAUAUAGGAGCCAUAUACUGGAAAAAUUACAAGCAUACAAAUCACAGAAGAAAUGAACAUAUAUGUCAUUGAAAAGAAAACUACAAACAAAAAGUAAGGCACCCAUAUUCAGAAUUGUGGACUGAGAGAAAAUCAUUAUAACAGAUAUAGUCAGACAAAGAGAUAUACAUCAGGGAAAAUGACAAGUUGAGGGAGUACUUUUGCAAAUUGAGAUCCAAGCAUAAAGGAUCAAGGAAUACCCUACAGCUUCAAGCAAAGUACUGGAUGGAAAAAGUGUGUACAAGAGAAGAAGCAAUCCAGAUAUUAAAAGGAAAAGGAUUAUUUCAUCCUGCUGGGCUCUGUUAUGGCAGUCUUUUCUCCUCUGUUUUGUACUUGGGGCCUUCCUUACAGGAAUAUUAAAGACAAAAAUAUGAUCUUUGCUCUGGACAUAUCUGAGAGCAUGUAUUCCAAACUAGAAGCAGUGAAGUACUAUCUAAUCCAGACCCUGUUCACUCAGGCCUAUGCACUGAUUAACUGCAAAUUCAACAUUAUUGCAUUUGCUGGCAAGGUUGCAAAAUACUGUGAUAAUUUGAUUGAUUGCACACCUCAGGCAGUGGAGAAAAUUAUCCCAUGGAUCAGAUCUCUGGAGUGUCAAACUGGUAGAAACAUGCAACAUGCUUUAGCUGUUGCAUUAGAUGAUCCAGCAACAGAUGCAGUUUACCUAAUAACAGAUGGGAUACCUGACAUCAAACCUCAGGAAGUCUAUACUAUCUUGAUGAAUGCAGCAAAGGGUCGACCAGUACACACGCUUUAUGUGAUGGAAAGUUAUAAUGAAUCUGAAGUUCAUGAGUGCUUGGAAAAGAUAGCGUGGCAGACUGGUGCUUCCUUUCAAGCAGCAAGACUCAACACAAGUGAAUCAACAAAACAACUUAUCCCAGUCUACCAAUUCAAUUACUCUGAUCCAAUAAGAACAAACUCUACAGAGAUGAAUUGCUGCAGCAUGGCUGCUGCAUUGAGUGUGGAUCCCUACAACCGAACUGCACCGUUACAUGUAGCUGUGCCUUUCAGAUCUCUUCCCUGUAGCUGCAGUACAUUGCAUCCUUACGAUGUGAAGAUUAUAACAAAAGGAGAUUUAGUUGAUUCCUAUGCGGGACAGCUGAUAAGGGGAGUUCGUGUUUUGGCUCAAAGGGAAUAUGAUGGAUUUUAUUAUCUGGGAAGACUUGGCCAAGAGGUUAAGGGAUGUCCAGGUCGAUUCCUGGUGCAGUUUGACAAGGAUAAGAAAACAAAACGAAAGGUCCAUUGCCGCAUGCAUGAAACUGCCCUUCAUGAUAUCAUACACUAUGAAGAUGCUCAAAGACAUGCCAUUGGACCGGGAUGCAAAGUCUUGGCACCAUGGGAGAUUGACAUGGACUGUUAUGGCCCAGGGACGGUGUUACAAGGAAGAGAGGAACGAGGGUUAAAUUCAGAUCAUGCAUGCGCUGAAGGUUUGAUAGUGAACUUCUGGAAUGGUAGAACGGAGAAGGUUCAACCUGGAAUAGCUAUAUGGAUCCCUGUGUUUCAGAGUCAGCGAAUCAUUUUGGAACUCCAGAUGACGACCACAGCUAAACAGAAACUUCUGGAAACUUACCCUGAUUAUCCACAAGUUGUGCCACCCGGGUACAGAGGAUUACAGAGAAGUAUGGAGCCUGUAUAUCAUUUCAGGGGCAUUCAUUCCGAUCGCAGUCAAGCAGUGUGGAUCCCCUAUAACCCAGCAAGAUCACUGAGCCUUGAUGGAGUAUUUCCUGUCAAGUCUGUUGCUUCUAGAAGUGAAUUAAAAAAUGAAAAGGUCCUUGGAAUUAAACUGACUACAGCAGAUCUGAAUCAGAAAGUAACAGACCAACUCACUCAACAUGAUCUAACUGUUCUGUCAAAAUCACUAAUGAAGAAAAAGAAUGGCUCUGGAGAAGUUGGUGGAACAGGAAACAAGUCUUCCCCUGACAGGAUCACUGACAAAAUGACCAUAAAGUGUAAAUCUGCUAACCUGGUUGAUAUGAGCCGGCCUAAGUCUACAAUUGCAAGUAGAGCCUUAAAUACUGACUGUGGGCUGUUGAAUCUUCAUCAAGGCACAAAGAAGAGGAAAGAAAAGGAUGCUUUUAUGUCUGGCAAAAGGAUCCCCUCAAUUCCUCCUCAGAAGAUAUCUGGCCAUUCUGGAGAAUGAUCUUCUGCAACUUUUGGCGGUUGCUCUUCUUCGGCGGUUGGCAAUUGCAAAUGCUCACAUUGACAAAAUGUAACAGAUCAGACUUUGAAUAGGUUUAAGGCAGAGAUUGAUAGAUGUCUGAUUACCAUGAAGUACUGGGUUAUGGUGAUGGGUGAGUAAAAGGCACUGAAGUAUAUGAUCAGCCACAUGCAAUAUUGAUUGGCAGGUUUAAUGGUCUAUCCUGUUCCAAUAUUCCUAACAGACUGAGGCCUUGCUGUACUAGUAAGUUGCUCUUGACCUUAAUGCUCGCCCUUCAUUAUUUUCAUUAAUCAACCUGUUCAGACAUGUUACAACACACCUCCAUGGCAGGUAGGACUUGAAGCCCAGAGAUAGAGAUACCAUCAUAACCACAAGAUCCUCUUGAAGUUACUUUUAGAUAGCUGUGCGCCUCUCCAUAUUGUAAUGAUGGUAUAUUUGGCACAUUAUGGUGGGCAGAGGUCCUGCCUAUUUGACUUCCAGUUGUUCACACCAGCAUUUCAGAGCUCCAGUGUUAUCAACAAGUGUAUUAACCAUAUUUAUAGCAUUUCCUAGCUGCAAAAUAAAUAGUUCCAACUCAGAUUGUUGUGAGGCUUAAAUGCAGAGCAUAAUCCUAACAAACACUCUAAAUAAGAUAAUAGAACAAAUAUAUGCAAAAUAAAAUUCACUUUGUACACUUGAAUAGAUAACAGCACGGAGUUAAUAUCAUUCUCUCUACUUGGCUAUCAAGUGCUUCCAAGUAAGAUUUUGCACCUGAAACAUUGAUUAAUUAUACCCAAGCAUUUCUGGGGUUUGUUCCCUUAUUGUAAAUGUCAGAUGCUUAAACUUAUCCAUAGCAUUUUGGUUCUAAUUUCUUUUAGUUACCGUUCUCUUUCAAAAAUGUUACCUGUGAUAUAUAUCUAGUUUCGUAAUUUAUUAACAUUGUUUUCUCUAUUUUCUGUCAUAUCAUAGAUUGCCUCCUUUGCACUACAAACACUGUUGGAAAGGAAAAUUUUCAAUGGAUUUUUUUUUAGUAUUUCUGAUCAUUGUUCUAGCAGUGUAUAUCUAUCCACAAAUUUAACUCUGGUCAGAACUAGAAGUUUAUCAAUUCUUGAUACUUUGGCACAUUUCAAUAACUUAAGUACCAGCACUGACUGGCGGGUAGGAGUUCUAAAUGAAAUUUCCGCAGCCUUACACACAGAAUUCCAUUAUGUGCUCUUCUAUGGUGCUAGCAUGUCUUUCUAAAUUUAUCAAAAUCUGACAUCUCUCAUCAAUUGUCAAAAAAUAAUCUUUCUGGUAAAUUUUAUCCAUGUUAAAAUAAGUUAGCAAUUUGUCCAAUCCUUUAUCCAUCUUCAAAUCAUCAAACUCCAUUUCCAAAAAAAAGCCUUUGCUCUUAUCCUGCUUCUGGAUGUUAACUAAAAUGUGCAGGCUAUAUCUUGAUUCCUCUUUGUUAAAGAAGUAACCCAGAUGCUUUAUUCUUCCACUGGUCAUAAGCCUCAUUUUCAGAAAUCUUUACAUAUUGACUCAACCAUCUUCUGCUAUCAAUUUCCCUAUGAGCUGUUAAAUUGAAGUUUAAAUUUCUCUUUAAAACUUAUGGUUACAAUGGGAAUCUUAAAACUUUCCACUGAUUCUCAAUUCAAGUAGAUUUUCUUAGAGUUUGUCCACAGUUCACCACUCUU